AUGGCUGUUUCAGAGGCUGGUGCAAUGUUUAUUAAAGCAGUCAACACUCAAGGGUCAGUGAAGGACAAAGAGUACAUUUCUAAGUUGAUCAUUGAGACAAUUACGGAAGUUGGGCAUCAGAAUGUUGUGCAAGUAAUCACGGAAAAUGCACCAGUUUGUAAGAGUGCAGGGCUACUUGUAGAAGGUCAGUUUAAACACAUUUUUUGGACUCCAUGUGUAGUCCACACACUAAACCUUGCUUUAAAGAAUAUAUGUCAUCCGAGAGAUAUUCGAACUAAUGUUUUAGUAUAUGAAGGGUGUGCUUGGAUUAGUGAAAUUAUUGCUGAGGUGGUACUGAUCAGAAACUUCAUCACUAAACAUUCCAUGAGAUUAGCCAUGUUUAAUGAACAUGUGGAGUUAAGAUUAUUCACACUUGCAGAGACACGUUUUGCCUCUAGUAUUAUAAUGAUUCAAAGAUUUAAAGAUGUGAAGCAAGGACUCCUUAACUUGGUAAUUUGCAAUCAAUGGUCAUCAUAUAAAGAUGAUGAUCCUAAUCAAGCAUUGUUUAUAAAAGAGAAGUUGUUGGAUGAUGAUUGGUGGAACACUUUGCAGUAUGUUAUUGAUUUUACAAAACCUAUCAUAGAAAUGCUUAGAUUAUGCGACACAGACGAGCCUUGUCUUCACUUGGUUUAUGAAAGGUGGGAUCGAAUGAUAGAUGAGGUAAAGAGCAUUAUACAUCGCCACGAGGGCUUACAAGAAUAUGAUAUUUCACCAUUUCAUAUGGUGGUGGACGGGAUUUUAACAGAUCGUUGGAGUAAAAGUAGCACACCGCUUCACUCUUUGGCACAUUCAUUGAACCCAAGGUAUUAUAGUCGUCAGUGGCUUGAUGAACGUCCAGGGCGUGUUCCACCACAUAGAGAUCUUUUGAUUGCAGGUCAAAGAUUGAAGUGUUUCGAGAGGUAUUACGAUGCGGAUGAGUUAAGAGAAGUUAACAUUGAGUAUGCUAAGUUUUCAUCUUGCCGUGAAGAAUUUGCAAAUGCAAAUACCAUAAAUGAUAGAUGGAGUAUGAAUCCUUAUGUGUGGUGGGUUACUUAUGGGGUGUAUGCUCCUUUACUUCAGCAAAAAGCACUCAUGUUGCUUGGCCAACCUUGUUCAUCUUCUUGUAGUGAGAGAAACUGGAGUACGUAUAGUUUCAUAAAUUCUGUGAAGAGAAAUAAAAUUACUCCACAAAGAGGUGAAGAUUUGGUAUUUGUUCAUACUAAUCUUCGUCUCUUAUCAAGACGAAGCCCAGAAUACUUGCUAGGGGAUACAAGAAUGUGGGACAUUGGAGUUGCUGAUAUUUCUCUUAAUGAGCCAGAGAUGGAACACAUGAUAUUGGAUGAUAAUGAAGCUAAUGUGGAGGAGCUAUACCCCCUGCUGGAUCCUGGAUGUAGCGGCAUUCACAUCAUACUUGGAGGAUCCUUGUUUUUUGGGCUAGUAUUUGGUUCAUGA
This is a messenger RNA of Papaver somniferum (opium poppy), 1470 nucleotides long. RefSeq lists its product as uncharacterized. Gene Ontology annotation, molecular function: protein dimerization activity. The coding region runs from base 1 to 1470 and encodes 489 amino acids. NCBI's taxonomy places the organism in Eukaryota, Viridiplantae, Streptophyta, Magnoliopsida, Ranunculales, Papaveraceae. The record is from RefSeq and is a predicted model, not a curated record. The transcript has 4 exons.